ACUAACACACCAACCCCUCUAUUUUAAUUCAGUAUAAAAGGUACGUGAUGCUUUACUUCAUAUAUCGCUUCAUUUGUGAUUUAUGCCAAUGGAGGAUGAGAAAAGAUGUGCAGUUGUGACGGGAGCAAACAAAGGAAUAGGAUAUGAAAUAUGUCGUCAACUUGCCAUUCAAGGGGUCCAAGUCAUAUUAACAGCUUUAAAUGAGAGUCAGGGGAUGGAAGCUGUCAAAAAACUUAACCUUCCGAAUGUUAUAUCUCAUCAACUUGAUAUCAAAGAUCCAUCUAGUGUUGCGCGUUUGGCCAACUUCAUCGAAACUCACUUCCGGAAACUUGAUAUCUUGAUCAAUAAUGCAGCAGAAGGUGGAGUAAUUAUACUUGAUGAUAAGCAAUUUAGAGACGGAGGAGGUUUUUUACAAGUUGUUGAUGAGAAAGCACAUCUUAUUGGCAACAUUAUCAAACAACCUUAUGAAUUGGGAGAAGAGUGUCUCAAGACCAAUUACUACGGAACCAAAGCAAUCACAGAAGCACUACUUCCGCUUCUCCGACUCUCUAAAUCUCCAAGGGUCGUCAACAUUACCUCUAUUCAAGGAGACCUAUACUGGUUCCACAACGAAAAGUUGAAAGAAGAGUUGAAAGAUAUCGAAAAUUUGACUGAAGAGAGGCUUGACGAGAUAGUCCAAUGGUUUCUAAGGGACUUAAAGGUUGGUAUGCUAAAGGAGAAUGGAUGGCCACUCACGACUUCUGCUUACAAAGUUUCAAAAGCUGCUCUUAAUGCUUACACGAGGCUAAUGGCUAGAAAGUUUCCAAACAUUAUGGUGAAUUGUGUGCACCCUGGCUACGUUGUAACGGACAUGACAUUUCAAACUGGAUUUCUCACUGCCGAAGAAGGUUCUAAAGGUCCAGUUAUGGUUGCUUUGUUGCCCCACGGUGGACCAUCUGGUGUCUAUUUCGACGAGACACAACAAAUAGUUCCAUUUUCAUCCACUGGAUUGAAAGCUGAAUAAAGGAACAAAUAGUUGAGCAAAGUUUGUGAUCGGUACAAAUGCUGACAUAUGUAACUAUUCUGCAAUGUGUAGUAUGCUUCAAACGACGUUUUUAUUAUUAUUGGUAAAAUGUUGAAUAAUGUGAGUUAUUUUAAAAUAAAAUCACUACUAAAUUUUGUGAUUA
Messenger RNA from Erigeron canadensis, 1166 nucleotides. Its product is annotated as (+)-neomenthol dehydrogenase-like. Gene Ontology annotation, cellular component: membrane. The coding region runs from base 83 to 1003 and encodes 306 amino acids. The record is from RefSeq and is a predicted model, not a curated record. Lineage: Eukaryota; Viridiplantae; Streptophyta; Magnoliopsida; Asterales; Asteraceae. The transcript has 5 exons.